This is a messenger RNA of Medicago truncatula (barrel medic), 1772 nucleotides long. RefSeq names its product probable sugar phosphate/phosphate translocator At3g17430. Bases 180 to 1319 code for a protein of 379 amino acids. The transcript has 10 exons. Lineage: Eukaryota; Viridiplantae; Streptophyta; Magnoliopsida; Fabales; Fabaceae. The record is from RefSeq and is a predicted model, not a curated record.
AAUAAAUUGGAUGAAAAUCUUUCCUUUCGAGAGAAGUGUUUAAAGACAAAAUCUCGGGUUUCUCGUAUUCACACCCACUGGGUUCGUUCUUUACAAAUUUGUUCUCUAUCUGCAUUCUCCACCUUUCUGUUUUUCAGAUCACUAACUAUAUUACCAUUCCAUUACCCGCUAGGAUCAAUAUGCCAGUCAUGGCGACAUUAAUGAGUAGGCAGCAUUUGCUGACCUACAUCUACCUUCUGGUUUACAUUUCCCUUUCCUCAGGUGUUAUUUUGUAUAACAAGUGGGUCCUCUCCACGCUGUAUUUUAAUUUUCCAUUUCCAAUAACACUCACCAUGAUCCAUAUGGCUUUUUCUGGUGGAGUUGCAUUUUUCCUAAUCCGUGUUCUGAAGGUUGUAGCGCCUGUUAAAAUGACAAUUCAUAUAUAUGUAACUUGCGUGGUCCCUAUAAGCGCCUUCUUUGCAGCAAGUCUGUGGUUUGGGAACACUGCUUAUUUAUACAUUUCUGUGGCUUUCAUCCAGAUGCUUAAAGCCCUGAUGCCAGUGGCAACAUUUCUUGUGGCUGUUACUCUUGGAACUGAGAGAUUAAGGUGUGACGUAUUCUGGAACAUGGUGUUGGUCAGUGUUGGAGUUGUCAUUUCCUCCUAUGGGGAAAUUCAUUUUAAUGUGAUCGGUACAGUUUAUCAAGUAUCAGGAAUAGCUGCUGAAGCAUUGAGGCUGGUCUUAACUCAAGUUCUUCUUCAAAAUAAAGGCUUGACGCUAAAUCCCAUUACCAGCUUGUAUUACAUAGCACCCUGCAGCUUUGUAUUCCUUUUUAUUCCAUGGUAUAUCCUUGAGAAGCCCGAGAUGGAAGCUCCACAUAUGCAGUUUAACUUCUGGAUAUUCUUUUCAAAUGCUCUUUGUGCUUUGGCAUUGAACUUCUCAACAUUCUUGGUAAUUGGUAGAACUGGGGCUGUAACUAUUCGAGUGGCUGGAGUUUUGAAAGACUGGCUACUUAUCUCUCUUUCAACUGUCCUAUUUCCUGAAUCAAAGAUUACAGGAUUGAAUGUCAUUGGCUAUGCUAUUGCUUUAAGUGGCGUUGUUUGUUACAACUACCUGAAGAUCAGGGAUGUGCGCACAUCUCAACUUCAAAUUACCCCAGAUGAAUCAGAAAAGGAGCUGCUGAUGGAGAAAAAGGCAGAUGAUGAUGUCAGCAGCAACAAGGAGACUCUAUGGAAUGAUUCAUUUUCUGAUUCACAUUCUCAUUCUCAUUCUCAUUUUGACGAAGAAGCACCUUUAAUGUACUCGUCACGGAUAUCUCAUCUUGGAAGAAAGCCAGCAUAGCAACAGUCUAGCUUAGAGACAAAAGAACAUUCAUCUUGGAAGAAAGCUAGCUUAUCAACAAUCUGAGUUUUAAGAGUCAAGGAUCUUAAAGGAACCAAAUCAAGUAUAUGUCUUAACCUUUCUUCCCAAAAGAACGUACGGAGACUCCAUUAGAAUAGGGAGGAAAAUCAAAAGAGGGAAAACAGAGCAGUGGAAACAUACAUAUUCUUUCGGCAGAGUUGAUUUCUUUUUAUGUUAAAAGUAUUCUUUAGUAAAUUAAUUCAUUUUUGUAUAGGCUUUGGCUGGACCAUGCAAUGAAGGUUCUAUUUAUUCCACAUGGACUGAUAUAACUCGGAUCGAUGAUUAUCAUCAAGUUGCCAGUGUACUUGAUAUUUAUUUUUACCUAUUUUUGCUGACUGUUAAUUUAAAAUGAAAAUGUUUGACAAUGAUAUGACUUCUCAUUUUCUUGGUGAA